This is a messenger RNA of Jaculus jaculus (lesser Egyptian jerboa), 3745 nucleotides long. RefSeq names its product solute carrier family 10 member 7 (gene Slc10a7). Gene Ontology annotation, cellular component: plasma membrane. The transcript is spliced from 12 exons. Bases 229 to 1251 code for a protein of 340 amino acids. Lineage: Eukaryota; Metazoa; Chordata; Mammalia; Rodentia; Dipodidae. The record is from RefSeq and is a predicted model, not a curated record.
UCGGCGUCACUGGAUACUAGGAGUCCCAGCGCUGCCCGGAGCCGCCGGGGCCAACCCCCGUCUCUGCUCGUCUAGUUUGCGGGUGGCGACUCGACUCGCUACUGCUGCAUGUCUGCAGGCACCGAGGAAAGUGUGCAGUGGCCCCGGGGAUCGAGGCGUCGCCGCUUGCAGAGGAAGCGAGGCAAACACAUAAACAGAACCCACCCGCCCUAACCAGAGACCGGCGACAUGAGGCUGCUGGAGAGGAUGAGGAAGGAGUGGUUCCUGGUGGGCAUCGUGCUGGCCAUCGGCGCCGCCAAGCUGCAGCCGGGGGUCGGGGUGAACGGGGGCCCACUGAAACCAGAAAUAACUGUGUCCUACAUUGCUGUUGCAACGAUAUUCUUUAACAGUGGACUGUCACUAAAAACAGAGGAGCUGACCAGUGCAUUGGUGCAUUUAAAACUGCAUCUUUUCAUUCAGAUCUUUACGCUUGCAUUCUUCCCAGCAGCAAUAUGGCUUUUUCUCCAGCUUUUAUCCAUCACACCCAUCAAUGAAUGGCUUUUAAAAGGUUUGCAGACAGUAGGUUGCAUGCCUCCCCCUGUGUCCUCCGCUGUGAUUUUGACCAAGGCAGUUGGUGGAAAUGAGGCAGCUGCAAUAUUUAAUUCAGCCUUUGGAAGCUUUUUGGGCAUUGUUAUAACACCUCUCCUCCUGCUGCUUUUUCUCGGCUCAUCCUCUUCCGUGCCUUUCUCGUCUAUUUUUUCUCAGCUUUUUGUCACUGUCGUGGCUCCUCUCAUCAUUGGACAGAUCAUCCGGAGGCACAUCAAGGAUUGGCUGGAAAGAAAGAAACCGCCUUUCGGAGCCAUCAGCAGCAGUGUGCUCCUCAUGAUCAUCUACACCACGUUCUGCGACACGUUCUCCAACCCUCACAUCGACCUGGAUAAGUUCAGCCUCGUGCUCGUACUGGUCAUAAUAGUUUCUAUUCAGCUGAGUUUCAUGCUUUUAACCUUCGUCUUUUCAACAAGGAACAACUCGGGUUUCACACCAGCAGACACAGUGGCAAUCAUCUUCUGUUCUACACACAAGUCCCUCACGUUGGGAAUCCCGAUGCUGAAGAUAGUGUUUGCAGGCCACGAGCAUCUCUCGCUGAUAUCGGUGCCCUUGCUCAUCUACCACCCAGCUCAGAUCCUUCUGGGAAGUGUGUUGGUGCCAACGAUAAAGUCUUGGAUGGUGUCGAGGCAGAAGGGAGUCAAGCUGACAAGGCCAACGGUGUAACGAAGGAGGCAGCCUUCCUGUAUAUGUAUGGAUACAUACACAUGCACACGUACAGGCUUGUGUACACAAGCAAUUCUGAAGACUUGUACUUGUGAAUGUGGCUCUGAUGCAUAUUUUAUUUUUUUACAGAAAAAUACAAUAUACCUGUUUAAGUGCCUUAAAAUGCAUUCAACCAGAGCGUUCCUCCCAAAACACAUUCUGUUCGUUACUGCCGGAGUGGUACGGUACUUGGGGCUUAAAUUCAUUUCCUAAUGCAGAUGACAGUCAUCAUAAGGGACAGAAAGCUAACACACUUCGCCUCUGCCGCCUUUUGUGCAAUGUUUGAAAAGAGGUCACACCAUCAGGAAAAUGGCCUUCCGAUAACAGUGACAAUUCCAAAGUUUUACCCACACAUUUUGAUUCGCUGUGUGAUUUUGUUUUCCAUAACUGUGACACCCCUCUUCCUUAGCAACUCAGCAGGGGUCAUAGAUGGAACCAGAAGCAUUCCUUGACGUGGUUUUGAAGACAUUCCCCCAGAUACUUCCCUCCCCAGAAAUUUUUCAGUCCAAUUGUAAGAGAUGGUGUAAUGUGUUAAAUUCACUAUACGCUGCUUCAAAGAGAGGGCCUGAUGCUUGAGUUACAAGUGAAGUACAUUGAGGCAAACUACAGGAUUAGGUUUUGGGGAUUUUUAUAUUACAUCUCCAUAUGCUUUUCCUCUUUCAUCCUUCGUUUCUGUUUCCCUACCUGGUCACACCCUCCUAACAGCCAAAUGCGAACCCCCAAAACAGUCAGUCCUAGAGCAGCAGCAGUGAAACUGGAUUCACAUUCCUCAAAUUCUUUUCCUGUUACACAGAUGUGCCAAACACUUUGCAAAUCGCCCCCUUUGGCAAGAAGCCAUCUGUUACAUCCUUGCAUUAAGCACACUUAAGAAUCAUCAGACAAUUUAUCCAGGAGAAUUUUCUUCACAGAUUUGACAAACAAAUGCUCAUGGCAUCUUAAAAAAAAAAAAAAAGGUCACAUUGCUCUUAUAAAUCAAUGAAAAUACAAAGGUCACAGAUGCAAAUGUUACACAUUCACACUGUCUAGCCAAGUGGGAAGAAAAUCGGACACAAAAAACACAAGGCCAUUCACUGACCAAAACAUCAAGUCCAGUACUGGGCAUCAGCUUUCAAGGGAAUAUCUUAAGCUGGACGUAAAUGGCGCAUAAAGCAAUACAUUGAAUAAAGGGAAUACCUUCCCAAUGUCUUAUGCACAUCAUCCUGUCACAACACCUCCUUUCUUGGUUUGAUAGAUGAAAUUAGCAUCCUGGCUCUUACCAGAGCUUUCCCGCAGCCUCAGCAGCUGUUUUGAUGGCAGUGGUGGAGUUGGACCCACAACAGAAGAAGACAUUCCCUCAAAGCCCACCAAGUUUAUCCAUCCUCACAAACGUGAAUGUACGUAACUGUUAACUGCCAGGUUAUCAUCUCUUGUUAGAGUCAUUGUGAUGCCAACCGGACCUCAUAAAUGUCACAAGAGUUCUAGAGCCAGUGCCAGACCUUGAAAAAGCUGAGCCAGCCGUGGUCCGUACUGUCACAGAGAUGGCCGUGUCUGAAAUAGUGGUUUUUUGAUGGGACUUUGGAUGUGGUGUGGUGUGCACGCCUUUUAUCUCAGCACUCAGGAGGCAGAGGUAGGAGGAUCACUGCGAGUUCAAGGCCACCCUGAGACUACAUGGUGAAUUCCAGGUCAGCCUGAGCUAGAGUGAAACCCUACCUCAAAGGAAAGAAUAAAAAAAUUUCUGUGUCUCUCUGCUAGCGUCUUUGAAUUUUACAGUAAAUGGACAAUGUCUGCCUAACCUGUCAUUAAAAAAAAAAAAAAAUCAUUCCCCUGUUUUUUCUUUGAAUACUGAUUUUCCCGUCAACUUAUCUACCUCUGUGUCUAACACCUAUAGUAGGUGUGAUUAUGGGACAAAAUUCAACUGAAAAUGCUAUGUUAACGUUUUAUCUUUUGCUUUAAAAAUGUGUUUUGUGUUCAAAUAAUCUAACUUACAGGGUGAGUCUUGGUGGCUUCAGUGACAUGUUUGUGGCUACAUUUUUUACACAAAUGAUAUAGCAUAUUUUUCCAUGCAAGGCAAAAAAAAUACCAUGCAUAUUGGGAUUUAAUUAUGUGGAUUAAAAUUAUUAUUAUGUUUAUACAUUGUUAAGAUAUGUUUGAUGAAUUUGUUCUGUCCAAAUGUAUUUAUAAAAGAAAUACAUGAAAUUAUAUUUAUGUUUACUCAUUUUCCACCUGGAUUUUUUUUUUAAUAAUGGUUGAUAUGAAAAUCGGUUUUCUCGAGGGAUGGCAUGUUCUUUCUAAGUUUAAAAAUUUUGUGGAUUUUCUUCCCUAUUCUGUUUGAAACUGAUACACCUCUGGCUAAUGUUCAGUGUUUAUGCUAAAUACCAAAUUUUUUCAAAAGGAUGGCUAAGUAAUGAAGUGUAUUAUUUAUGAUGAAUGGAAAAUGAAAACAACUUUAUGAUUAAACAAGGAGAUGCUUGAGAGA